Molecule: messenger RNA, 2992 nt
Organism: Boleophthalmus pectinirostris (great blue-spotted mudskipper)
Lineage: Eukaryota; Metazoa; Chordata; Actinopteri; Gobiiformes; Gobiidae
Gene: stard7
Product: StAR-related lipid transfer (START) domain containing 7
Molecular function (GO): lipid binding
Source: RefSeq, a predicted model, not a curated record
UUCAGUUAUAGUUUGGAGGCGUGACUUCCGCGUGGGCGUGCGUUAGCCUCUCGGAAGUGUGGAGGUCAAACGCAUUUAGUGUUUCAAAAACGUGAGGCAACCUGGACGAUCUAUUCACAGAGUCGUGGCAGUAACCAAAGCCACAAUUUCCGUGUAGCUCUGCACCUUGCUGUUGACAUUUCUGUCUUUGGAAGUUAGAGACACGGUCAUAGUCGUCAUGUUUCAGUCUGUGCCCCGACGUCCACUCUGCGAGAUGGGUGUGAACACAGUCAGAGCUCAGGGUGCCAGGGGCUUUAGGAAAUCUGUAGAGUGCACUACAGCGAAGCUAAACAAGGUGCCAUGGCUGGACAAGAGCAUGGGUCUGUUCCUGUCUUGGCUUCAGAGAGCAGGAGUAGGUACUAACGAGGCCUCCAGGUCCAGCCCGUGCAGAAAAGGAUUACUAUCCAUCUUCGCGGACCAUUGUGGUUUUGUGACUGGCCAGAGACUGCGCCGUGCCUGCCAGAUAGGAGAACUGUAUUCCAACAUAUAUUCUGAACGGACAAAGUGGACUCUUGUGGGGAACAUAUGGCGCAGAUUUCAGAGCAAGCAUGCCCCAAGUGGAAAACUCAUUGCCGCCCUGGCUGGUGUCUUCAUGUGGGAUAAUGAGAAGAUUCAAGAUGAAGAGAUGCACAGAUGUGGACUAGAGCUGCAGACCUUGGACACUGCAACUCGUCUCAAUCCAUCUUCUGGGACAGUGACUGGUCAUUCAGAACCUGGUUGGGAAAUUGUAAUGGACAAGAAAGACUUCAAAGUGUGGAGGCGACCAAUCACCAACAGUCACCUGUAUGAAUACAGAGUGUUGGGCUCUUAUAAGGACAUUACCUCAAGGCAGUUCUUCAAUGUUCAGUUGGACACAGAAUACAGAAAGAAGUGGGAUGCACUUGUUAUCAAACUGGAAGUAGUCAGAGAUGUCAACACAGGGUCAGAAGUUGUACACUGGGCAACGCAUUUUCCAUAUCCUAUGUACUCAAGGGAUUACGUUUAUGUGCGUCGCUAUGAUGUGGAUGUUGAAAACAACCUGAUGAUUCUAGUAUCCAGGGCUGUUGAACAUCCUAGAGUUCCAGAGUCGCAGGAGUUUGUGAGGGUACACUCCUAUCAAUCAAAGAUGGUAAUUCGUCCACACAAGUCAUUUGAUGAGAAUGGAUUUGAUUACUUGCUAACUUACAGUGAUGAUCCACAAACUGUGUUUCCUCGUUAUUGUGUGAGCUGGAUGGUAUCAAGUGGCAUGCCUGAUUUCCUGGACAAGUUGCAUGCUGCUGCUCUCAGAGCCAAGAACCUGGAAGUAGGGAUCCAUGACUAUGCAGGAGUCAUAAAGUCCAGCGACAAAAACCGGCAGCCUUCCCAGGAGCGCCUUACUGGAGAAAAUCCACACUCAGGUGGCUCUGGGCAAAUCUAUGCUUAAAAUUAGCCUUUUUCUAUCUCAAGGGCAGUGUUUAUACAUCAUCAAACUCCUCCGUCUUUAACACGGUGUGGGUCGUUUGCUUGAACACAAGAUUAUUUCUUCAGUUUUGAGGAGAAAUUUGUUGUCAAUCUUACAGUUAAGUUGAGGGAACAUGUGGAGGUAUGCUCUGUCCAUUAUGCUGCCAUGGAAAAUCUGGUUUAAGACUUGUGAUUUUGGCAGUGUUCUAUUUACUCAGCCACUUAAUGCCAACAGUGCCAACAAGGUAUAAGUGUUAUUUUGGUUGAGGAAAUGAUGCCUGCAACUGCAAACUUUUCUAAGAUUGCGCAGAAAUUCCUACCUGUAGAAAUGCUAACGCCAAAGCACUGUGUGUUUAAAUGUUCUUGUCUUUUUUUUCUUUUUUUUUUUUUGCCUGUCUUUGUGACUAAAGACAGGCAGUCAACUCUGUAUAUCUAAUGUGAAUUCAGCCAUAGCAGCGGUUACUGUAUUGAAUUAAAAGCACUGUAGGUUUUUGAUGAGGGCGGGACAGUUUGUUGAAAGGCAAUGGUAAACUUGUUUUAAAGGUCAGUAUCAUCAGUAUCAUUAGUAUCAAGAAUACACAUGACAAAUGCAAUUGUUCAUAUUUGCAAAAAUAACCAUGUCUUGUACAUCCAAAAAUACUUUUCUCAAACACCAUCAUGAGCCUUUGACAAAGUAGGCAAUUCAAAAGUACAAUAAAAUCUGAUGAAAAGGAAAAUGCAUUUUAUGGACAUGGCAUAAUAAAAUGCUAUUCCAUUUAUGCCUGCCAAAUGCCAUAUGCUUGUACAUGGAGGCCUGUUUAGUAAAGAGCACUCAUCUCCUUUUACAUUUCAGCAAAUAGUAAAUAAAGAAAAUGCAUGUAUUUUUUCCCAUUUCAAUUCAUUAGUUGCCCAGUGACCAUGGCUGUAUCAGGCAUAACUGAUCUUUGCACUAUUUGACUUCAGGCGAGCACUGUUUUACAGUGCAUUCAUACAUCAAAUGCCAUGCGUUAGGGGUGGAGUGAAUGUACAAAAUGCACCAUGUUGUGUAAGUAAAUGUUGCCUAAUUUAAGAACAAUGUUUACAGCUAGUCACCGUUGUCAUUAUUUUAUUAGUGGUCAAUAGUUUUAAUCUCACCUUUUUUUUUUUUUAAACAAGAGCAUUUAUGAUGGAUAUUGUAGUAUGAAUACUUGGAUGAAGUGAAGUUUGGAAAGUAAAUAAUACAUUACAUUACAUUCAUUCUUUGUAAAUCUGUCAGUUUCAACAAAAGUGAAUACAGUGUAUAUAGGUACUCAUUAACAAGAAAGCUUUGACUGAAAAAAUAGCUGAAUAUUUGGACUCAUGCAGUGGUUAUGAAUGUAUUCAGAUUCUGUCUGGCAUCCACAAAAUAAGUUGACUCAUACUAUUAUGCAUUUGUUGAGCUCCAGCAGGUUAUUUGUUGUGAUGUGUGUCUUUUUGAUUACUUAAGAAUUACUUAAACUGUUAAUAAUUUUGCAUCAUGUGAUUAAACGGAUAUUGAAAUGGAAAACUAGAAAAUAAAUAAAAAAUCUAAUCAGUA